This is a messenger RNA of Lemur catta (Ring-tailed lemur), 1454 nucleotides long. It is a transcript of the gene PRODH2, whose product is annotated as proline dehydrogenase 2. NCBI's taxonomy places the organism in Eukaryota, Metazoa, Chordata, Mammalia, Primates, Lemuridae. Gene Ontology annotation, molecular function: FAD binding; proline dehydrogenase activity. Gene Ontology annotation, cellular component: mitochondrion. The record is from RefSeq and is a predicted model, not a curated record. Bases 28 to 1413 code for a protein of 461 amino acids. The transcript has 10 exons.
CCCUGGCGCAAAGGUGGCAAGGGAUCCAUGAUGCUCCGGACCUGUCGAGUGCUCUACUCCCAAGCCAGCCCCUCCGUAGGCAGCUGGCAGCCCCUGAACUUUGAUGGGGGUGCCUUCCACCUCAAAGGCACAGGAGAACUGACAAGGGCUUUGCUGGUGCUACGGCUAUGUGCCUGGCCCCCUCUGGUCACCCAUGGGCUGGCGCUCCAGGCCUGGUCUCAGCGACUCCUAGGCUCCCGGAUCUCGGGUGCGCUUCUCCGAGCAUCCAUCUAUGGGCAGUUCGUGGCUGGUGAGACGGCAGAGGAGGUGAGAGGCUGCGUCCAGCAGCUCCAGACCCUAGGCCUCCGGCCCCUGUUGGCAGUGCCCAUUGAGGAGGAGCCAGACUCAGCUGCCAAGACUGGUGAGGCCUGGUACGAGGGGAACCUCAGUGCUAUGCUGCGGUGUGUGGACCUGUCACGAAGCCUCCUGGAGACCCCUGGCCCUGCCAGGAACAACUUCAUGCAGCUGAGGGUGACGGCGCUGACCAGCACUCGGCUCUGUAAGGAGCUAACCUCGUGGGUCAGAAGGCCCGGGGCCUCCUUGGAGCUGAGCCCUGAGAGGCUGGCAGAAGCCAUGGACUCUGGGCGGAACCUCCAGGUCUCCUGCCUCAACGCUGAGCAGAACCAGCACCUCCAGGCCACCCUGAGCCGCUUGCACCGGGUGGCGCAGCACGCCCGGGCCCAACACGUGAGGCUCCUGGUGGACGCCGAGUACACCUCGCUGAACCCCGCGCUCUCUCUGCUGGUGGCCGCGCUGGCCACGCGCUGGAACAGCCCCAGGGAAGGCGGGCCCUGGGUGUGGAACACUUACCAGGCCUAUCUGAAGGACACACAUGAGCGGCUGGGCCGGGACGCUGAGGCUGCACACAGGGCUGGCCUGGCCUUUGGGGUGAAGCUGGUCCGAGGCGCGUAUCUGGACAAGGAGAGAGCGGUGGCCCAACUCCAAGGGACAGAAGAUCCCACUCAGCCUGACUACGAGGCCACCAAUUGGAGUUACAGCCGCUGUCUGGAGCUGAUGCUGACCCAGGUGUCCCGCCAUGGCCCCAUGUGCCACCUCAUGGUGGCUUCCCACAAUGAGGAAUCAGUUCGCCAGGCAACCAAGCGCAUGUGGGAGCUGGGCAUCCCUCUCGAUGGGCCUGUCUGUUUUGGACAACUUCUGGGCAUGUGUGACCAUGUCUCCCUGGCAUUGGGGCAGGCUGGCUAUGCAGUGUAUAAGUCCAUCCCCUACGGCUCCCUGGAGGAGGUGAUCCCCUACCUGAUCCGGAGGGCCCAGGAGAACCGGAGUGUGCUUCAGGGUGCUCGCCGGGAAGAGGCGCUGCUCCGCCAAGAACUGCGGCGGAGGCUGCUGGGGGGAGGCCUGAGGGUACGCCAUUAGCACCCCUGGGGGCAUGUGGUCAAUAAAGGUCCCAAGCUAUC